Messenger RNA from Fonsecaea erecta, 690 nucleotides. RefSeq lists its product as hypothetical. The record is from RefSeq and is a predicted model, not a curated record. The coding region runs from base 1 to 690 and encodes 229 amino acids. NCBI's taxonomy places the organism in Eukaryota, Fungi, Ascomycota, Eurotiomycetes, Chaetothyriales, Herpotrichiellaceae. The transcript has a single exon.
AUGCCAGUCACGCAGCUGUCGCAGCUGAAGCCGGGCCAACUCGUCUCCAUCGUCCUCAAAGCCGACCAAAGGACCGGACGACAAGUGCAAGGCACGGUCUCGCAACUGCUCACCCGCCACAACCACCCUCGAGGGAUCAAGGUCAAAUUGACCGACGGCCGUGUGGGCAGAGUCGAACAGAUUCUCACGCCAUCGCCACAGCAGCAACAACGGCAACAGCCUGUGUCGCGCACCAGUGGCAGGAUGUCGUCGAAUAACAACCCCUGGGCCAGCGCCGAGAGCCAGGGAAAUCCUUAUACUUCUCAGAACUCCCCUCCGCAACAGAACCGAGACGCAGCACAGUCCUACUACCAGUCCCGGUCUUCGCAGAGCCAGCCACAGCAGCAGUAUCCACAACAGCAACCGCAGCAACACUACCAAUCAACCGCGCCUGCACCGGCACAAGGGAUCAAUCGCUCCGAAACGGAACAGCUGCUGGCGCAGCAGAGCGACCGGGCCGAACAGGUCGAGCACAUGCAGCAGUACGAGGCGAACGCGCCGCAGACUGAGGACGACCGAAUCCAGGCGCAGCUCCAGCGUGAGUUCCCCAACAUCGACAGCAGCCUGAUCGCGGCCAUCUACAAUGAGAGGAAGAGCCAGGGCGAUCUGGGCGAGGUGCGGGAAUUGUUGCAAGAGUUGAACACUUCCUGA